CUGGGGCGCGGUUUUCCGCCGCCCGGCUCACAGCUCCGGCGCGGCUUGAGCCGUUUCCCCGCGCCGUCCGCGGGCUCCUGGCGUGCGGCUCCGCCGAGUCCGCGGCCGGCGCCGGCCACUGCGGCCGCCACUCCGAGCUCACGCGUCCAUGUGUAGCUACAUAGUUAUCUGUGUACCUCCACGCCGGGCAUUUUUCUCCUGCUUAAUGAGGACUUGACUCGGGAGCCGGUGUGAAUCAUUGCCGGGGCUGGGAAAGGAGGAAGGCGCAUUUAACCCCCUCCCACCCCGCUCCAUGUCCGUGUGUCACUCGGCUCGGUCCACCUGGCGCGGCCGGUCCUGGGGCUGCUGCUGCUGCUGCUGCUGACGACGGGGGCUGCCUCUGCUGUCCCGGGAGUUCCCUCCUGCUCCGGCCACACGGCUCCUGGGGACUGUUCCUCUUCGCACCCAAGCCUCGGCCAGGCCGGCACGCCGGCCCCGAGAUAACUUCUUUCCCUUUUGGAAAGCACAUCCCGAACCGAUCGAACUCGUGAAGGUUUAUUUCUGUGGCUUGAAGACUUCGGUUCUGUUUGUUGUUAUUUUUUUUUCUUUCUUCCGUAAACAUCUGGGUGUAUAUCAAACGGCAAGAUGUCCAGUAAUGUCCCGGCGGAUAUGAUUAAUUUGCGCCUCAUCUUGGUAAGCGGAAAAACAAAAGAGUUCCUGUUUUCUCCUAAUGAUUCUGCUUCAGACAUUGCAAAGCAUGUGUAUGACAAUUGGCCAAUGGAUUGGGAAGAAGAACAGGUCAGCAGUCCAAACAUUCUACGACUUAUUUAUCAAGGACGAUUUCUACAUGGAAAUGUCACAUUAGGAGCAUUAAAACUUCCUUUCGGCAAAACAACAGUGAUGCAUUUGGUGGCCAGAGAGACAUUGCCAGAGCCAAACUCUCAAGGUCAGAGGAAUCGUGAAAAGACUGGAGAGAGUAAUUGUUGUGUAAUCCUGUAAAAGCUGUCUGCCAAGCGUGACGUGGUUUAGUCUUUGUCUUUCAUGCUGCUGGGACAGAAGAGACCCAAUGUUGCUUCAGAAACCUUCAAGAACAGUCUGCCUAUAGACCCAUGGGACUGAAUUAUCACAUGGACACUGUCAUCAUUUCUCUUGAAAGUACAAAGAACCAAGAACAUUUCUCACUAUGAGUUUUUCUUUCUUGUAUUUUUGUUUAUGUUGAGCAGUUUUAAAAUAUAUUGGUUUUUGAAUGCGGUCAAUCUCCAGGGGAAAGGUCAACGAGUUAUCUUUCAGAGCAGAAACCAUUUUUUCUGUCACAAAUGUUUCAUCGCCAGAACUAACAAUCACGUGUUCCAAAUACAAUUUGCACUAAAAAAGAUAGACAUUGUUUUCUUCAUCAGCAGAAUUUGAACGUUUAUGGUACCUAGAAAUGCUCACAGAUACAAUUCAACACUGGAAGACACUCAGCAGUUAAGGAAUUUAAUUACUGGGCCAACUUGAGAGGAAAAAAAAUGGAAAAGAAACUAAAAUGUUGGGUGAAUUCUACCAAAGUCAGCCGUGGUGGCUGCACUGGCACAGAAUACUAAAUUGCAUGUGACUAUUCGCACUGCAACAAAUGAAAAAAAAAAA
Molecule: messenger RNA, 1605 nt
Organism: Tupaia belangeri chinensis (Chinese tree shrew)
Lineage: Eukaryota; Metazoa; Chordata; Mammalia; Scandentia; Tupaiidae
Gene: UBL3
Product: ubiquitin like 3
Exons: 5
Coding region: 625-978 (117 amino acids)
Molecular function (GO): protein binding
Source: RefSeq, a predicted model, not a curated record